CCAUGAUUUUUAAGGUGUUGUCAUGGCCAUUGUGCAAUAAAUGUGUAAUGUGAAAGCCCUUCCAUUGCAGAGAUGGCUCAGAUAAUGGUGAUUUUUCUAUUUCCAGAGCGGAAACAAUGGAACUCUUUUCUCUCCAUGACGUCUGUGACAUCUGUGCGGUUGUUUAUACCAAGUCCACGGAGAGAAUUAUUUCACCCAUGGCUGCUGAACUUUACCAUUUAAUUUUAGCAACGGAACUAGGAGAAGUGAACCGUGAAGGGUUUUCUGGUUUAGAAAAGACCGCGGAAGAGUUAGCUGUGGCUACAGAAGAGCUGGCUUGUAGUGCAAAGAGGCUGGCCGAGGAAUCUGAGGAUGAGGUAUUUCAGCAGGAAAUGAUCCCAGCGGCCGAAUCUCUCCUGAUCUCAGGGAAAAACAUCCUUCUGGUGGCACAGAAGCUCCAGAUUCAACCUUCCGCUGAUAACUGUAUUGGGGAAUUGGCUGAAUCCACGAAAAAGAUUCUUUUGGAAACCAUAAAAGUCCUCCAAACAAAAGACAAUGCGGCAGUCAGGAAGAUAAUCCAAACUGCCUCUUGGUUCUUGGACUGCCUGGUCAUGCUUGAGUCGGCUGAAGAUACAUCGGCAAUGCUGGCUGCUUUCCACACUUUUUCAGAGGCUUCCUUGUUGCUCACCGAUUUGACAGAAAAAUUCCUCUGGGAUCUUAAAGAUUCUGCUCAUCAGGAGCAUGUGGCUCAGUGCCUGCAAAUACUUAAAAACUGCACUGCUAUGCUACACACAGCAAAACUCAAUAACCUAAAGUACCCCGGGGAUCAUCAAGUGAAACUAUCCAAAAGUUAUGUUUUUGAUUUGGCAAAAAACACAACCGAGGAGUUGAUCUCCCUGCUGAGGAAUAAUGUGGGGACCAAGAGGCUAAGUGAAAGAAAUGGCCUAUUUUCCCAGCAUUUGCAUAAGCUUUUGAGCCUCCUAUCCAGCCCAGAGCCUAUUGAUUUACAGGAGGGAAAUGUCCACAUAGAAGCACUGGUUUCCUUCUGCAUGCUGCUAGCAGAUUCAUCAAGAGCGGAUCAAAAGGUGAAGUUGAUCAGACUCUGCCAUCAUCUCCUGAAAUCCAGAAAGGCCAUUGAGGUGGGCAAGACUAUUGGCUUCCCAAUGGAAAACCAGAUAGAAGAGAAGGAUUUUACCAUGAAAACUAUUUUAGGAAAUCUUGAUCAAGCAGUGCAUACUGCUGUUCUUUAUCAGAUACUAGAUAGCUUUUCUGAUACUAAUGGACCACUGCAGAGAUUGACAGAAGCUGCUCUACAAUCACAUUCUUUAGGGAAUGGAGGACUCUUAAGGAAACUGAAGCCUCUUAUUACUGAAUUCUUCAGUUAUUCCCAUCAAAUGCUCAAAGGAGCUAAUUUUGUCCUUGCCACGUGCACUGAAAUAGAAACCAUACAAGACAUUAAAGAUUGUGUUGGCCUUUUGGGCAAACUUCUUGCCAAAGUGCCUACCCUACUCAGUGAAAUGAGCCAGCAUCCUGGCCAUGGGAGAAUGGCUGAAAAGUUAGACUUCUUGUGUCAAUCAUGGUCUAGCACAAUGGAAAGUUUGCUGAUGUGUUUUGAGAAAGUGGUUGAUCUACGUGAAUUUCUUGACCUAGGAAUUCAAGAGAUGGUGGAACUCAAAAAGAAGAGUGAGGAAGCUUUAGCAAAUCAGCACUUUGGAGAAUUUUCUUGCCAUGCCUCCAGUCUUUCCAAACAAGCUACACAAGUAGUUGAGUUUGUUAUCAGACACGUGGAUAGAGCCAGGGACCCUAUUUUCCGGAAUGGGCUGCUUGUUUUAGUUAAGCAACUCGAACGGGCCAUAUUGCAAGUGAAAGCUGCCAUACGUCUGUGUAGGACAAGAAUUUGUAGUCAGGAAGCCAAAGAUGAAUAUUUGAAGAAGGUGGAAGAAGUGAUUGAGUCAACAUAUAAUGUCAGAAUGGGACUAGAUGAAUGCAAUCAGCCAGAUAUCCUCAGCCCUCUUCGUUUAGGUGUAAGGAAUCUCAACAUUUCCAAAGAUUCUCCCUCUAGCUCCCCUGUACAGGAUCUGGCAGAGGGUGAUGAACAUGACAGUACUGAACAAAACAGUUCAAACAAUUCAGAAUUAAUGGCAGCAUUGUCAGGCAAAUCUCUUCCCGCCUCUUGUCCUUCGCAGAGAAUCUCUACAAGCAGUAUUUCAUUCUGUGAAAGUGCAAUGGGAAAAGUGGAUUUACAUCCUCUGAUCACAGAGCUUCUGACAACAGUUGAAGCACACAACACCACACAGCUGAACAGUGUUUGUUCUAAUUUGUUGGAGUUUUCCAACUGUUGUGUUGAUGCAUCUAAAGAGGCCUUAAAAGUUGCCAAGUCGCCUGAGUCAGAAAAACUCCUGCAUUACAGAGAAAUAGUGGCAUUAAUACCUAGUCUAAUCAGCUUAGUCAAAGGUGUAGAUCCAAACCAUUCUCCUGAAUCAGAGAAACUCCUGCAAACAGCAGCUUUGCUCUCAGAGAAAUUUGAUGAAGUUAAGCAAUGCCUGAUGAUAGUUGCAAGCUCUUGGUACCCCUUUGCCAAGCAGCUGUUUUGCAAUAUCUCUGGAUCUGAUCUUGUGGUCAGCAAGCAAAAAUUUGAUGAGAUAAUUGAGACUUUAGGGAAUAUUGUUCAACUGGCUGGCAAAGAUGCUCAUACAGAUUGUAAGAACGAGCAGGCAGAGUUUCCCAGAAAUUAUGAAUGUUUUCUGCAACUUCAGGAUACAUUCACUUGUGUACAAGCCAGAACAAAACACUUGCUUGACAAGGCUUCCAUGGUCAAUAAGGCUCACUCUGACAUUAAUCAGCUGGAAAACUUUGAUAUAACCUGCAUUCUUUGGUCUGUCACCAUCCAAGCUUUCCUGAACUAUUUAGAUCAAUUUAUGAGAAGAGAUGCAUUGUCCUUAAGUGAUUCAAAAGCCAAGAUGGGACACCAACUUCCUUUGCAGAGCACCAUGGCAGUGCUGUCAGAGACUACUCUGAGAAUACAAGAAGCCACCAGACUGUCACUUCUGCCUUGUGCUGGACAUGAUAAUGAGAAUGAAAUUAUAGUGCUAAGGGAGCAGAUGAAAACACUGAUGGCAUCUCUGCUUCAUGUUGCAAAUGCUCUUUCUGCCCCUCCGCUGCCUUCCCCAGAUUUGUCAGUCCGUUUUCAGCUUCUCCAAAGGCAACUGGCCAUAACAACCAAAGUCCUUCUGCUUCAGCUGAAUGUAGUCAAUGGAGAAUUCCUCAGCAGCAUCCAGAACUUCAUCCGACUAGCCCAAGUUGUGUCUUGUGACAGUGAAAGUGACUUUGGUGUAAUCAACAAGGAGGACUUCGAAAAAGAUGCAGGGCUGUUUGUGGAAAAUAUCCAGAUGGUCAAAGAUAUAAUCAGAGAUGCCCCAGAAAACCCUUCUUCCUCAAAGGUGAAAGAAAAUUUACUUUCUACCGUUGAGCAUCUCGUUCUCCUUACUGAUGAAGUGAUAAGAAGAACUGGGAGACUUCAAAGUCAGGUAGACAAGGAACAUCUCCUGGCGGACAGUAUUCUGCACGAGUGGUCGGCUAGAGCUGCUUAUCUUGUAAGGCAGCUUCAGUCCACGAAAAGCGUCAGCAAAAGAGCCGUUGAACGUAUUAGGAGAUGCUUGAAACAUAGUAAGGAAUAUAUUCAUUCCCGUCAAGCUUUCUAUGGAACACAGUCUCUCCUACAAGAGGACAGGGAUAGUGGGAGGCAUCAAGACCUUGAAACUUCAACACACAAGAUCACUAAAAUCAACCAAGAAGUUUCAUUUAUCAAGGACACCAACAAAACGGAGUCUGACCAGUAUAUUAAUUAUGGAUCUCCUGCUGAGACAUCUGCCAAGAAAGAGCAGGUUGGAGUUACUGAGGAAGAAAACAUAGACCAGCACUAUGGAGAUCCUCAAAGUGAGUUUCAGCCCAGUCAAACAAUGGAAAACUCAAGAACCAGUCCUUCCUCUUUGGUGGGAGAUUCCAAAAAGUGGCAACACACUGGCUGUCCAAUUUCACAGGUCAUGAAGCAAAUGACAACUCAGAUGUCCUACAUGGCUCAGUUCCUGAAAAGGAGAGGACCACUUACGGUAUUUCCUCUCUGCCUCUUUCUUCUGACAAAGACCAAGGAACAGCUCAUUGCCUCUGCUGCAGAAAUAAUUUCUGGAGGACAAGUUUUGGUGAAGUUUGCCAGCAUUGUUGCAAAGAACUGCCGAGAUGAAAGAUGUGCAACCGAACUGCUGCAUGCGGUGGAACAAACCAGGACAAUCAGCUAUCAACUCAGCAUUGUUUCCAGGGUUAAUGCAUCAACUGGCAGGAGCCGGUCAUCAGCAGAACACCUUGUGAGCAAUGCGCAGAACCUAAUCCACGUGGCUCUUCAGAUGUUAAAGAUGGCAGAAGUAGCUUGUGUCAAAUGUUCGCAACAGGCACCCCCAGACUCAGAAGAAGCUGACGUAGCUGCAUUUUGCAGCCAAUGGAGGAAAUGCCUUUGGUGGCACAGAUUCAAGGAAUCCCUGAACUCAGAAAGAGAUGAAUUGGGACUGCGCAAAACUGCAUCGUGGCCUGAGCCUACCUUCACAUCGAUGGCCCAAGAAGUCUCUGCUCCGUAGUCAUAUUCCAGUCCUGCUGAAAGAAGUACUGACUAUUGGAGAUAUGAAAUAAAACUCAUAAGCAAAAUGGUCACUAGAUGGGCUAGGCUACUGAAUACCUUCCAGAUGUUUUGGAUUACAGGACUCCUUCAUCCCUAUCUAUUGGCCAGGGCUAGAAUUGACUAGUGGGGAAAAUAGACAUCUAGAUGCAAUUGGACUAUUUAACUAUGAUUUAUAGAAAUAGUUUCCGAAGAAAGCUUACAGAUGCAGGAUUAAAUGUGCCAGCUCCAACACUCUUUAAGUCUUUGCCCUGCCUGUCUCUCUUGAGUUGCUUCCAACUUUCCUCAGCCUUUUUCUCCUUUUCCUUUCCCAUCACCCUCAUAAUCACCGAUAUUUAUGCCAGCAGGCCAGAAGCCUAUUGGUAUCGUGUGGAUGUAUUUUCCCUUGAUGUGGAACAUACUGGAUUUGGCUGGAUCAUUAUUCUCACUUGUUUUUAUAACUAGGGGCUGUUAUGGCAGAGAAAUGUUAAAUGGAAUAAAUUCUUCCAAAAAAUCUGACCCUUAUUUCACCCUUCUCUAGGAUUAAAUAGGGAUUUCCUAGAGGAGGGCUAAAUUGAAUGAAGAGAUUCAUUUGCCUGUCAGAUAUUUCUGGAGAAUAUUUGAGAAGACUGCUUAGAAUUCUGCUCUUUGAAACUCCUCUUUAGUGCCAUCCUGUGGCCUGUUAAUAAAACAUAAAAGUAAGCAGAAACAAGACUGGAACAUUUGGAUGACAAUCUGGAAAGGUCUGAGCAUACAUGUUGCCCUUUUGCCUGAAAUAACAUACCUGCCCUUUAGAUGGAGAGGGUUUUGGCAGAGAGGGGUUGUACAGUUGGAAGCUCUGGCCUCUGACUACACCAGUGGCUUUGGAGUUAUGCACUGGGAAGAGUAAAGCACUCUUGGGAAGAAACAAACAAGGGAAAAUCCAUAUAUAGGGUUGUAUCCAGCACUACCAUUCCAUGAAAGGAAAGGGGAACCAAUUUUCACUAUUUCUUAUUCCUUUUCUCUUAGUUAUUGUGCUCUCAAGGUUGAUAGGCAUUCUGUGAUAUUGUGCAACUUGGCAAGAAUGUCUGCAACAGGAGAAAAAGGAAAUAUGCAAUGCAUUUUUU
Molecule: messenger RNA, 5730 nt
Organism: Anolis carolinensis (green anole)
Lineage: Eukaryota; Metazoa; Chordata; Lepidosauria; Squamata; Anolidae
Exons: 8
Coding region: 117-4607 (1496 amino acids)
Biological process (GO): cell migration; cell-cell adhesion
Cellular component (GO): catenin complex; adherens junction
Molecular function (GO): actin filament binding; beta-catenin binding
Source: RefSeq, a predicted model, not a curated record